AUGCUGCAACAUUGUCACCCAACAAGUCCAAUUUCAAAGCAGCUACCUCCAUUUCCUCAAUGUUUUCAGAAGCAAAAGUUUGAUUCUCAAUUCAAGAAAUUUCUAGAUAUGUUGAAGCAGUUGCAUAUCAACAUCCCACUUGUAGAGGCACUUGAGCAAAUGCCUAACUAUGUGAAAUUCAUGAAAGAUAUUCUUACAUGGAAGAGAAGGUUGGGAGAAUUUGAGACAGUGGCUCUUACGAAGGAAUGUAGCUCAUUCUUGCAAAACAAGAUGCCACCGAAGAUGAAAGAUCCUGGGAGUUUCACCAUUCCAUGCACCAUUGAUAGAUCUCUUGCUUAUCCAUAUGGGAAGAUUAAGGAUGUCUUGGUAAAAGUUGAUAAGUUCAUUUUCCCAGUUGAUUUCAUUGUGUUGGAUUAUGAGGCAGACAGGGAGGUACCAAUCAUUCUAAGGAGGCCUUUUCUAGCUACUGGUAGAACUUUGAUUGACGUGCAAAAGGGUGAACUUACUAUGAGGGUUCAAGAUGAGCAGGUGAAUUUCAAUUUUUUCAAGGCUAUGAGAUUUCCAGAUGAGGUUGAAGAGUGUUCUAUUGUUUCACUGGUAGAUUCUUUGGCUUCAAAGGAGUUAGAAAAUAAUUUUGAUGAUCCUCUAGAGAGACUCUUGAUGUUUGAUUCACAUGUAGAGGAUGAGGAUGAAUACUUGGCUUGGCUAGAGCUAGUUCACAAGGAUUGCAUACAAGAAAGCAUUUUGAAUCUUUGGAGCUCUCUUCAAGGCCUUUUGCAUCCCCUAAACCAUCAGUGGAAGAGCCUCCGAAGUUGGAAUUAA
This is a messenger RNA of Humulus lupulus (European hop), 822 nucleotides long. RefSeq lists its product as uncharacterized. The record is from RefSeq and is a predicted model, not a curated record. NCBI's taxonomy places the organism in Eukaryota, Viridiplantae, Streptophyta, Magnoliopsida, Rosales, Cannabaceae. The coding region runs from base 1 to 822 and encodes 273 amino acids. The transcript has 2 exons.